Molecule: messenger RNA, 1839 nt
Organism: Jaculus jaculus (lesser Egyptian jerboa)
Lineage: Eukaryota; Metazoa; Chordata; Mammalia; Rodentia; Dipodidae
Gene: Aadat
Product: aminoadipate aminotransferase
Exons: 13
Coding region: 309-1532 (407 amino acids)
Biological process (GO): biosynthetic process
Molecular function (GO): pyridoxal phosphate binding; L-kynurenine:2-oxoglutarate transaminase activity
Source: RefSeq, a predicted model, not a curated record
ACUUUCGCCCCCUGCGGCCACCCACCGCCGGACCGUUUAAGACCCAGCGCCCAAACGCAGCCUGUUGCUUGGGGACUUCGGAGACGCUUCCCCAGCACGACGGAGUCAGACAGCAGGUGCUGCUGUCAGAGUGAGGAGCAAGCGGUUCUCGACCUGGUUCUGGGUUGUUUGUUUUUCCCUAGCCGGUGGCCGCUGCAGAGCGUGCCGCGUAGCUAGCAGAGGCAUGAAUUACUCGCGGUUCCUCACUGCAACCAGCAUGGCCAGAAAGACUUCUCCCAUCAGACUCACGGGAGCCUUUCUUCUCUUCCAUGUUGAUCAUAGCAGAUAUAAUAAGCAAGGCACCAAAAUCCCUCAUCUCCUUGGCACCUGGGUGUCCAAAUCCAAACACAUUCCCCUUUAAGACUGCUACCAUCACUUUAGAAAACGGAAAACUCAUCAAAAUUGAAAACGAACUGAUGGGCAGAGCACUUCAGUACUCUCCAAGCUAUGGCAUUCCAGAACUGAUAUCCUGGUUAAGAGAGUUACAGAUAAAAUUUCAUAAUCCCCCCACUGCCUACCACCCAACCAGUGAAGGACAAUUGGAUAUCUGUAUCACAUCAGGCUCCCAAGAUGGACUGAAUAAGGUAUUUGAAAUGCUCAUUAAUCCAGGAGAUAACAUACUCUUAAGUGAACCUGCUUAUCCAGGAACCCUUCAAGCUAUUCAACCACUAGGCAGCAACAUUAUCAGUGUUCCCAGUGAUGAACAUGGGAUUAUUCCAAAUUGCCUCAAAAAAAUUCUUUCUAACUGGAAACCAGAAGAUUCCAAGGACCCCAGUAAAAAGACCCCCAAGUUUCUUUAUACUGUUCCAAAUGGCAACAACCCUACAGGCAACUCAUUAACAAUUGAGCGCAAGAAGGAAAUCUAUGAGCUUGCAAGAAAAUAUGAUUUCCUCAUAAUAGAAGACGAUCCUUACUAUUUUAUUCAGUUCAGCAAGCCUUGGAUACCAAGCUUCCUUUCCAUGGAUGUUGAUGGGCGUGUCAUCAGAGCUGACUCCUUUUCAAAAGUCCUCUCCUCUGGGCUAAGAGUAGGGUUUAUGACUGGUCCAAAAUCCUUGAUACAGAGAAUUGUUUUACACACAGAAGUUUCAACACUGCAGCCUUGCACUUUCUCACAGUUCAUGAUAUCACAGCUUCUACACCAGUGGGGAGAAAAUGGCUUCCUGGCUCAUAUUCACAAAGUCAUUGAUUUCUACAGAAACCAGAGGGAUGCAAUACUGGCAGCUGCAGACAAGUGGUUAAGUGGUUUGGCAGAAUGGCAUGUCCCCAAAGCAGGCAUGUUUUUAUGGAUUAAAGUUAAAGGCAUUCCAGAUACAAAACAACUGAUUGAAGAAAAAGCUAUUAAGCAAGAGGUUUUACUGAUUCCUGGAGAAUAUUUCUUCAUUGACAACUCAGUUCCUACCUCAUACAUUAGAGCAUCCUUCUCCUUCGUUUCUCCUGAAGAGAUGGAUAUAGCAUUCCAGAAACUAGCACAACUUAUAAAAGAAUCAUUAUGAAGAAACCAUAAUAAACAUGAAGUCUCAGCUGGCCUCAAACUCACAGCAACCUUCCUACUGCUGCCUUCUCAGUGCUGGGGUUCCGUGCCCAGCCAUUUUUCAGAUAUAUUAUUUCUCUGUUUUGCUGUGGAAAAGGUUAUUGACAACUGACCAGACAAAAUAUAUUUUAUCACAUAUGGCAUAUCUAUACACAUGUAGUAGGUUAAGUAUAUAACUUUAAAGUGCCCAUAAAUCUAUAAUAUUACAUAUAUAUGUGUGUGUGUGUGUGUGUGUGUGUGUGUGUGCGUGUGUGUGUGUGUGUGUGUGU